Molecule: messenger RNA, 3270 nt
Organism: Homarus americanus (American lobster)
Lineage: Eukaryota; Metazoa; Arthropoda; Malacostraca; Decapoda; Nephropidae
Product: glycerol-3-phosphate phosphatase-like
Exons: 6
Coding region: 108-1073 (321 amino acids)
Cellular component (GO): cytoplasm
Molecular function (GO): phosphatase activity
Source: RefSeq, a predicted model, not a curated record
CUUAUUCACGAGUUAUUUAGGGAGCAAGCUGGGCCGGGUACACACACACACACGCCCCUCCACACUAAUACUCCCUCCAGUUCCUGCAAAACCAUACUGACACCACCAUGGAUUCUCUACCUAUGACUAUGGACAGAGACUCCCUACAGCAGCUACUGGGUGAGAUUGAUACAGUAUUGCUGGACUGUGAUGGUGUAUUAUGGCAAGGGGCACAAGGAAUGGACCUCAUACCUCGGGCUAAUGAAGUCGUCAGUAGGCUGCAGGCGAUGGGCAAGAACGUGUUCCUCAUUACCAACAACUCCACCAGGACUCAGGACAGCUACCAUGAGAAAUGUCGCUCACUAGGGUUCAAUGUUGACCAAGACCACAUCCUGUCUGCACCCUACAUCCUGGCCCAGUACCUGAAGGAGAUCGACUUCAGGAAGAAGGUGUAUGUGGUGGGGGCUCCAGGUCUUGCCCAGGAGAUUCAGAAAGUGGGAAUCCAGUGCAUCGGAGUUGGGCCUGAAAAGGUUGAAGGUUCUCUAUACAAUGCUGUGGCUCAAGGCACCUUAGGGCUUGACCCCAAUGUGGGUGCUGUUGCUGUCGGCUUUGAUCGGGAUUUUAAUUAUGACAAACUUCUUCGUGCUACAAGUUACCUGGCAAACCCAGAGUGUCUAUUUCUGGCCACCAAUACAGAUAAAAAAUAUGUUGUCACUGGUACCAGACACCAUCUUCCUGCGGCUGGAAUCCUUGUCAACGCCAUUGAGAACGCCUCUAGUCGGCCGCCCAGGGUGAUGGGGAAGCCUUCCCUCAAUAUGUUGUACAUGCUUCAGGCCCGCUAUAAUGUGCAGCCUGAGAAAACUCUCAUUAUUGGAGACACGCUAGACACAGACAUCCUGCUCGGUAAUGAGUGUGGGAUGUGGACAGUGCUGGUGCUGAGUGGUGUCACUACCUUACAAGAAGCCCGCCAGCUUACCACAAAUCAAGACCCACAGAAGCAGAAGCAGGUGCCCUUGUUUUACCUUCAGUCUGUGGCUGACAUUCUCACACUGCUUGAUGAGCCAGUGAGCAAUCAAGUAAGUGAACAACAAUAAUGCUGUUUCUGUGGUGAAGUUAGAAAAGCACUUGAAAAAAUCCAUGAUGUGUAAUCAGCAAAUACCCCAAAACAAGUUUGAAAAACAGUUGAGCUAAUGACUGUAUUCUUUAUGUAUGGUAGUGUAGAUUAUCUCAUUGUCACUGGUGUGUAUAGUCUGUCUGUAUCUCUCUGUACAUUAACUUUUUCUUAUUAAGGUCCUCCAGCAUCUACAUUAUUGGCUACAAGGUUAUCUGUAGAUCAAACAAGGAUUUCAUCAGUAGUGUCAACAUUUUAGAGAUUUUUCUUGAUACUGUAUGUAGAUUAUGUAGAAUUUCUUCAAUAUUUGUAGCUGUACUGACAUUUUUUUUAUUAUAUUUACUGAACCUUCUAGAGCCUAUUAAUGAUGGUAAACUGAGAUGUUAUUGAUGUGUUGACAUUCUUGGAUAUCUUCAUUAUUUGUAAAAUGUAAUGAAGAUUAUAUUGUCCGAUGCAUUUAUCAGCCAUUAACUUCACUGAAACAUUUUUUUACAAUUACAGUAUAGAUUAAUUUUCAGUAUUGUUUGUGUUGGCUGUUGGUUAUUAUUUUGAAACUUAAAAGCAUAAUUUAUUUUCUUAGUGAGCAAUUUCUCCAUAAUCUUUCAGAGGUUAUGCUUUAUGCUAAAGCUUUGGUAACUUAGACGUGCUGUGUAUCAGAAUUUUGAUAAUUCAAAUGUUUUUUUGUUUUCAUUUGUGAAAAAAUACUGUAUAAAAAGGAUUGUUUUCUAUUAUUAUUUUGCUGUGGCAACUAUACAUUUAAUUUUCAAUUUAAUUUAGCAUUUUCAUUUUUGCCCUUAUUUUUAUGUAAUGUUUCUCUGAGGUCAACAACCCCUCCAGCAUGUGAGGUGGUAAUGUAGCUGUUGUUGUCAGUAAGUCUGAUCACAAGUCCAACAUCUAGAUUUAAAAAGACAAUGUUAAUAUCAUCCCCAAACUGAUGUUAUGAGAACAUAUCUAUUUAGAUGGCGUUUCAAUGUAAUUUUAUGCAUCAUCUAGUAUUCUAACAGAAGUUAGUCACAUAGUGUGUUCUUAUGGGAAAAACUUACACAUGAAUCUUUGAGAGUACAGCCCAUGUCUGUUGCUGCUGAGCUAUAGUUGGUUCUACUUAAGUUGGUGAAAGCAAACCCUGUCCCCAGUGGACCUGACUGGUGGAUGCUAAACGGGGGACAGUGAGCCAUACUUUUGGUCACCAGUCGAGCCCAGGCAUUGUUAUGUUCGUUGAUGGGUUGUGUCUUUUCACUCUUUAACGCUUAGGCCCUGGGGGACGUUCCAGAACGUCCGCCUAUUUCCCUGCCAUUUUUAUUUUUGUAUUUAUUUAUUUUUUAUUUUUGGAAAAGUUGAUUUUUUUCUCGAUUUAACCCCGCAGGGGGGGUACUGCCAGCAGCACCCUAACCCGGGGCUUAAGGUUUAACCCAAGAAAAGUGCAUUUAUAAGUCAGAAUGGUAAAUGCCCCAUAUAUUCCGAGUUAUCAAGGGUUUACUGUACUCCUUAACCUCUUUUGGGUUAGGAUGACUGUAAAUAUCUCUCUCAUGCUGUCAACUUUCUGGUCUCAGAGAAACACUCUGGGUAAAGUUCCAAGUCUUGUUUUGUGUACUUUAUUCUACUUAUCUUUGUGUUCUUCACUAUUCUUCCUUCCAUGCCAGGAGAGAACAUCAGCCUACUCUGAUAAACUAUGGCACUGCAUGAGUUUUAUAUAUACAGUAUUUAAGUUAUUUACAAUUUUGUAUUUUAAUAUAUAUAGCAGUGUAGAAGAAAAUAAAAAAAGUAUUACUCGUGCCAGUAACUUAGAGGUCAGAUACUGUUUUUGUAUUGCAUAUUGUAAUUAUUGUACAUUAGUAAAUUCAGUACAGUAUUAGAGAUUUAAAGUACAGUAGUGUUGUCAUUAUAAUCUGGUAGAACACGUUAUCUCUCGGAGGAAACUGAAGAUUAUCCAGUAUUGUAUGUCGUAAACUCUCAUUUUAAUAGGUACAUUUACACAACACUGAAUAAACAUUAUAAAAAAUAUAAAUAUUAAAAUUGUCAACACUUAAAUAUAGAUAUAUUUAUAUAGUAAUUACUGAUGUGUUACUACUAACAACUGGUUUAUGACUUAUUAAAUUAAACUAAAACUUGUGAAAAUAUAUUUAUAGAAGACUGGAUAUAUUGUGAAAAGUAUGUAAACAAUGGAUAAAACUUUGUUUGAA